Molecule: messenger RNA, 798 nt
Organism: Fusarium verticillioides 7600
Lineage: Eukaryota; Fungi; Ascomycota; Sordariomycetes; Hypocreales; Nectriaceae
Exons: 1
Coding region: 1-798 (265 amino acids)
Source: RefSeq, a predicted model, not a curated record
AUGUUUACACUCAGCUGCAUUCCUCCGGAGGAUCCCCCUGGAGGGACACCCUUACCCAUACUAUGGCAAUGUCACAGAUGCGAGCAGGAAUACAGGGUCUCCGUCACAAGCCGCUGUAUUAAUUGUCCUUCAUACAACAGUAACCCCCCUUACAAGCACCUCUCAGGCGAAAGCUCAGACGGCGGACCUUCGAGGCAGUAUCAAAAGUCUCCCCUCUCAGGCAAUGGCAAUAGCAGACCUACUAGAGAGACUGAAAAGUCUCCCAGAAGCCGUAAAUACUCAAAACGUCCUUCCCUGGAGCUGUAUAACUACGACUACGAGUUCUGGGUUCAUUACAAUGACUGGAAGCGCUCUCGCACAGAACAUGAAGCUAGACCUGAGACAUGGGAGAGCCGCAUCAAGCGCAGCUUCGAUGGCCUGGAUAGCGUACAGGGUCGAGCAAAGAGAUAUAAAUUCGAAGUCGAAUCGCGCACUUAUCUCACAGAGGAAAGAUUGGAGCGCAUGCUUGAAAGGAGGCAGAACUGCGAAAUAGACUGCAACUAUCCCAGUCAGUGCCACACAGAGCGCUAUGAAGCAUUGAUGAAGAGUUCUGAGAAGGCCACAGGAGGCACAUUCCACCCCACGAACUAUGAUGAGGAUGAUGAAAUGCCAGGUAAGUUGCCCCUUUGUGAGCUUAUGCCACAAUUCGAUCAAGAGAUAACAAGUCCUGAAGAUGUUGAUGAUGAGGAUGAGAUAUUCGCGGCGUACAAGAGGGACGUUGAUGCUUGGUAUGCUUCAACUCUGGCGAAGACGAGCUAA